Messenger RNA from Rubroshorea leprosula, 2903 nucleotides. NCBI's taxonomy places the organism in Eukaryota, Viridiplantae, Streptophyta, Magnoliopsida, Malvales, Dipterocarpaceae. The record is from the annotation of a GenBank genome assembly.
AAAGGCCUAAGAAGAAGAAGAGAUAAAAAAUGCAAACCAAAAACCAAAAACCCACCAAAGUUACCAAGAGGGGAAGCAAAAAAAAGAUGUGUGCAGCUAAAAUGGGGUCUUGAGUUAUAGGUACCAUCGGAAAAUUAAGCUAAAGGGGUUUGGCGUUUCUGGGUUUUCUUUUGUUGCGCGCUAAAAUGGAUUUCUACAUUUAUUUUCAAAAGUGUGUUCUCAACUCUCUGAUUUGGUUAUCCCAUCAUUAUUUGUCUGAUUUUUAGCCUCUUUCUUUGUUUUCUAUUGGGACAAAACCAUAUCCUCUUCCCUUUUUUUUUUUUCUUUUCCCCUUACUUGCUUCUUGGAAACUGGAGUGUUUUGGGUUGUUGGUACUGUUUCUGUUCUUGAUUUUUCUCCUAGAUGAAGGCCAUGCCCUUUCCCUUUGAGGAGUUUCAAGGAAAGGGGGUUUUAGAUUUCUCUUCUUCGUCUUCGUCUUGCUCAGAUUCGUCUUUAUUGCCACUGCAACAGCAACAAGAACAACUCUACAAGUGGCUGAGCAAGGGCGGUGAGCCCACAUCUGUUUUAGACCUGGGGAAAAGUCCGAGUCCCCCAACGUCUUCCUCAACACUGUCUUCCUCUCGCGGCGGCAGCAGUGGUGGAGGCAGCGGUGCCUCCACGUCCACUACCGGCACGGCCACGGUUGUCUCCGGCAACCAUCCCGUAGACAUCGGGAGGGAAAAAUGUGGUAUGGGAAUGGAGGAUUGGGAAGGUGUGUUCUCUGGGUCUCCUAGUCAAGAACAGUCCAUUUUGAGGCUAAUUAUGGGUGAUGUUGAGGACCCUUCUAUGGGUUUGAGCAAGAUUUUGCAGCCGGGUAUGGGUUCUCAAGAAGUGGAGUUCAAUGCAGGUUUUGGCAUGGUGGAUCAAGGUUUUUCGUUUGAAUCCUUCAGCAGCAGUGGCAAUUUGGUGGGCAGUGUUGAGCCAUCUCUCUCCGGUAGUUUCUCCGAUUUCGCGAGGAUGGGGUCGGUUGCAAACCCAAUAAAUCCCAUACCUGCAUCUUCUCCGGGCAAUCUUUUGCCUGCUUCACUACCACCGGGUGGCGGCUUUCAACAACAGCAGCAGCUCCCGCAUGACGCUUUGGAUGAGAAGCCACAAAUUUUUAAUCCCCAGCUGAUAAUUAACCCGAAUCAAGCUCAAUUCACUCAGAAUCCAGCCAUGUUCCUGCCAAUGCCAUAUGCACAGUUGCAAGAGCAUCAUCUUUUAUCACCACCGCCUCCUAAGAGGCUCAAUUCUGGUUCAGGUGGAUCAAAUUAUCAGGUGCCAAAGGUUCCGUUUUUGGGUUCUGAUCAGCAGGAGCUGUAUCUCAGGCGACAGCAGCAGCAGCAGCAGCAGCUCCAAAUGCUUCAACAGAGGCCAACAACAAUGGGGAUGCCAACGGCAAAACCAAAAAUGGUUAGUGAUGAAUUCGCAAGCCAGCAACUUCAGCGGGCAAUAAUUGACCAGGUUUUCAAGGCCGCAGAGCUGAUCGAAACCGGGAAUCCGGUACUUGCGCAAGUGAUAUUGGCGCGGCUCAAUCACCAGCUCUCUUCAGUAGGUAACCCUUUUCAAAGGGCUGCUUUCUACUUCAAGGAGGCCUUGCAGUUACUACUUCACAUGGAUGCUUCCACCGCCUCUGCUGCUUUCUCCUCUUAUAGCAUGAUUCUCAAAAUUGGUGCAUAUAAAUCAUUCUCUGAAAUUUCCCCCAUAGUUCAGUUUGCAAAUUUUACUUGCAAUCAAGCGCUUCUGGAGGCAUUUGAAGGGUUUGAUAGAAUUCACAUUAUAGAUUUUGAUAUUGGAUAUGGAGGGCAAUGGGCAUCUUUGAUGCAAGAACUUGCGUUGAGGAAUGGUGGUGCUCCUUCUUUGAAAAUCACAGCUUUUGCUUCUCCAGCCACACACGAGGAGUUCGAGCUUGGUUUCACACAGGAAAAUCUCAAACAUUUUGCUAGUGAAAUCAACAUGUUGUUUGAUAUUGAAAUUGUAAGGCUUGAGUCUUUGAAUCCUGCAUCAUGGCGAUUGAAUCUCCAGGCCCCAGAAAGUGAAGCAAUCGCGGUGAAUCUUCCAAUCAGUUCAUUCUCCAAUUAUCCAUCAACACUUCCUUUGGUCCUUCGCUUUGUAAAGCAAUUGUCUCCCAAGAUUGUUGUGUCUUUGGACCGAGGUUGUGACAGAGCUGAUGUCCCAUUUGCACAUCAUGUAAUUCAUGCUCUUCAGUCCUACUCAGAUCUCAUAGAAUCCCUUGAUGCUGUGAAUAUGAACAUUGAUGCCUUGCAAAAGAUAGAGAGGUUCUUGCUCCAGCCAAGCAUUGAAAAGAUUGUGUUGGGACGUCAUAGGUUUCUCCAAAGAACAGCUCCAUGGAGGAAUGUAUUUAUGCAAUCUGGAUUCUCACCAUUGGCAUUCAGUAACUUCACAGAGUCUCAAGCUGAUUGUUUGGUGCAGAGGACUCCAGUUAGGGGUUUCCAUGUUGAGAAAAGGCAGUCUUCGCUUGUUCUUUGCUGGCAAAGUAGAGAACUCAUCGCUGCUUCAGCAUGGAGGUGCUGAAGAGACAAAGGUUCUACACCAGUGAAGGUGCCUGAUUACUUACUACCUUAGUUUCAGAUCCUUUGAAUUUUUGUUGCCGGUGCAUCUCUUAAGCUAAUUGUCUAUGUAGCCUUUAUCAUUUCUAGUCAAGAAACAAAACAUUUAGUAAUUGGGUGGUUUUUGUUUUGUACACUUCCAUUUUCAUCUGGAUGUGGGUAUAACUUGUAUGCUUCCUUUUUCCCAACUAAGGUGUUAAUUAUGUGUUGUACACUUACCAACAAUGCAAAAACAAAAGUAAAGGGAAGAAGACUCAAAAUUAGGAUAUCAUGUCAUGACCCCGAUUCUUGUAUGAAAAAAUUUUAACAAGUCUU